GAACCAUUCAAAUUGCGAUCCUACCACUAAUCCAUUAAUAUUCUUCUUAUCAUCUCUCUCUCACUGUUGAAUGCUUGUUCUUCUCUCUAUCAUCGAACUGAAUCAAAACACUGAGUAGUGGGUUCUCUCUGGAAAAAGAUUCGAUUUGUUUGAAAAGACAGACGGAUGAUGACACUUAACUCACUCUCUCCAUCGGCUGAAUCCAUAUCUCUUUGUUUCUUGGAUACCUCCAGGUUCACCCAAACCCCCAAACUUCCAGGUGGGUGUAGUUUGAGGAAGAGGAAUCAAGGGAGAAGUUUUGGAAAAGGAGUCGUCAAGUGUUCCGUGAAAGUGCAACAGCAGCAGCAGCAGCAGCAGCAACCUCCUCCGGCAUGGCCUGGGAGAGCUAUUCCCGAGCCGCCUCGUCAAUCUUGGGAUGGACCUAAACCCAUCUCCAUCGUUGGAUCUACUGGUUCUAUUGGCACUCAGACAUUGGAUAUUGUGGCUGAGAAUCCUGACAAAUUUAGAGUCGUGGCUCUAGCUGCUGGUUCGAAUGUUGCUCUCCUUGCUGAUCAGGUAAAGAGAUUUAAACCUGCAUUGGUUGCUGUUAGAAAAGAGUCAUUGGUCGAUGAGCUUAAAGAUGCUUUAGCCGGUUUGGACUAUAAACCUGAGAUCAUUCCUGGGGAGCAAGGAGUCAUUGAGGUUGCCCGUCACCCUGACGCUGUAACUGUUGUUACAGGUAUAGUAGGUUGCGCAGGUCUAAAGCCUACGGUUGCUGCAAUUGAAGCGGGGAAGGACAUUGCCCUUGCAAACAAAGAGACACUAAUAGCAGGUGGUCCCUUCGUGCUUCCACUUGCCAACAAACAUAAUGUUAAGAUCCUUCCAGCUGAUUCAGAACAUUCAGCUAUAUUUCAGUGUAUUCAAGGUUUGCCUGAAGGCGCUUUGCGCAAGAUAAUCUUGACUGCAUCUGGUGGAGCUUUUAGAGAUUGGCCAGUUGAAAAGCUCAAGGAAGUUAAAGUAGCAGAUGCGUUGAAGCAUCCUAACUGGAGCAUGGGAAAGAAAAUCACAGUCGACUCAGCUACGCUUUUCAACAAGGGUCUUGAGGUCAUUGAAGCUCAUUAUUUGUUUGGAGCUGAGUAUGACGAUAUAGAGAUUGUCAUUCAUCCUCAGAGUAUCAUACACUCCAUGAUUGAAACUCAGGAUUCAUCUGUGCUUGCUCAACUGGGAUGGCCUGAUAUGCGUUUGCCGAUUCUCUACACCAUGUCAUGGCCCGAUAGGGUUCCUUGUUCUGAAGUAACUUGGCCAAGACUUGACCUUUGCAAACUGGGUUCGUUGACAUUCAAGAAACCAGAUAAUGUGAAAUAUCCAUCAAUGGAUCUUGCUUAUGCUGCGGGACGAGCUGGAGGUACUAUGACUGGAGUUCUCAGUGCAGCUAACGAGAAAGCUGUUGAAAUGUUCAUUGAUGAAAAGAUAAGUUAUUUGGAUAUCUUCAAGGUGGUGGAAUUAACAUGUGAUAAGCAUCGAAGUGAGUUGGUAACAUCGCCGUCUCUUGAAGAGAUUGUUCACUAUGACUUGUGGGCGCGUGAAUACGCUGCGAAUGUACAGCUUUCUUCUGGUGCGAGGCCAGUUCCUGCAUGAUGAUUAAAUACUUGUUGGAGCCAAGUGAAUAAUAAGAAAUGAUGGAAAGAAGAUUAGUGCAGCGACUGUGUUACUUUAAACACCGUUUUUGGCAAGGAUUACUGAUUCUAAGUUGUACCUAAUUUGUCUGUGAUCCGAACAAAGUCAAACCGGUAUUUUAAACCCAUAAACCAAUAAAACUGAGAAUUUUUCCCCUUGAAAUU
This is a messenger RNA of Brassica oleracea var. oleracea, 1820 nucleotides long. RefSeq names its product 1-deoxy-D-xylulose 5-phosphate reductoisomerase, chloroplastic. Gene Ontology annotation, biological process: isoprenoid biosynthetic process. The record is from RefSeq and is a predicted model, not a curated record. Lineage: Eukaryota; Viridiplantae; Streptophyta; Magnoliopsida; Brassicales; Brassicaceae. Bases 166 to 1617 code for a protein of 483 amino acids. The transcript is spliced from 11 exons. Gene Ontology annotation, molecular function: NADPH binding; manganese ion binding; 1-deoxy-D-xylulose-5-phosphate reductoisomerase activity.